Ustilaginoidea virens is the source of this 600-nucleotide messenger RNA. RefSeq lists its product as uncharacterized. The coding region runs from base 1 to 600 and encodes 199 amino acids. Gene Ontology annotation, molecular function: calcium ion binding. Lineage: Eukaryota; Fungi; Ascomycota; Sordariomycetes; Hypocreales; Clavicipitaceae. Gene Ontology annotation, cellular component: endoplasmic reticulum-Golgi intermediate compartment; extracellular exosome. The transcript is spliced from 2 exons. The record is from RefSeq and is a predicted model, not a curated record.
AUGCGCCCCAACCUGUUGCUCCCUGUCGCCCUCCCGGCGCUGGCCGUCGCCCACGGCAGCCACGGGCAGAAACCCAUCGUCAACCAAGAUGCCACAUGGAUGGAGAAGCACAUGGCCGAGGAGCACCACAUCGACUCGUGGGACGCGGGCGCCUUCUUCGCCCUGCACGACUACAACUCGGACGGCGAGUGGCAAGGCGACGAGAUGAUGCGCACGUACGGCCUCAUGGACCCCUCCAACAAGCACCUGCCGCGGGAGAGGAAGCUCGAGCUGCUGCAGCGCCUGCUGGGGCUUCUGGACCAGGACCACGACGGCGUGGUCACGCACGCCGAGUUCACCGACUUCAUCGGCCGGGGCGGGACGCUGCCGGACCUGGGGACCGGGCCGGGCCACCACGGCGACGACGAGUACGAGUACGAGAUCCACCACUGGGAAAAGUACCACGACGAGAACACCAAGCUGGAGGACCUGACGCACCCGGAGGACAUUGAGCAUUUCAAGCACCACGACGAGAUGGAGAAGCUGCAGGAGGAGCAGGACCGGAUGGAUCAGAAGCCGGUCAUUGAGGACAACAUCCCGGCCAAGUUCAAGAGGCAAUGA